UGCCGUGUCGCACACGGUCGAAGUAGAGUUAGCAUUGUAAACACAAGGCUAUGGCUGACGACAGGGGUGGAGGCGAAGACAACGUUAACGACAAUAUGGGCAACCAGCUACAGCUCUUUCCAGGCAACGGGGAGGAGGAGGAGGACGAGGAGGAAGAUGACAUGGAGACUGAAGACCGAGACAAUGACGAGACAACGAAGCCAAGCAUUAUCACUUUCGAUCCUAGUCUGCCUACUUCACACGCUUACUUGGGCUCGGACAUGGAGGAAUUUCACGGCCGGACCGUCCACGACGAUGACAGCUGUCAAACUAUUCCUGUGCUGCCACACACUGCUGUCAUGCUGGUGCCUGGGCAGACUCUGCCUCUGCAGCUCUUUAGGCCCCAGGAGGUCAGCAUGAUGAGGAGUGUCAUACAGAGGGAUCGAACCUUUGCUGUGCUGGCACACAGUGAUCCAGGUGAACCAGAGGCAGAAUUCGGAACUACAGCAGAGAUCUACGCAUAUCGGGUGGAGCAAGAGUACGGCAUCGAGACGGUCAAAGUGAAAGCCGUGGGCAGGCAGAGAUUCAAAGUCCACGAGAUAAGAACUCAAGCAGAUGGGAUUCGACAGGCCAAAGUCCAGAUCCUUCCAGAACGAAUCCUUCCUGAUCCUCUGUCUGCAGUUCAGCUAACGCCCCUCUCCAGGCUGGUCGUGCACCCUUCCUCCAAGCCCUCAACUCAAAGCUGCAAGCAGGCCGAAUGCUGGUGGAAUAACUACCAACAGAGGAAGUUUCGCUGUGCCAUUCUGACCCGCUGGCCUCCGUGGGUCUACACCCUCUAUGAAUCUGAGUCCCUCAUGAACCGAGUGAAGAAGCAACUCCACGAGUGGGACGAAAAUCUGAAGGAUGACUCUCUCCCUACGAACGCCAUAGACUUCUCCUACAGAGUGGCGGCCUGUCUGCCCAUAGACGACUCGCUCCGGCUGCAGCUGCUGAAAAUCGGCAGUGCCAUUCAGAGGCUUCGCUGCGAGUUGGACAUAAUGGAUCGGUGCACAUCACUGUGCUGCAAGCAGUGCCAAGACACAGAAAUCACCACCAAAAAUGAGAUCUUCAGCUUGUCUCUGUAUGGCCCCAUGGCUGCCUAUGUCAAUCCCCACGGUUACGUCCACGAGACUCUGACCGUCUACAAGGCAAACAACCUCAACUUGGUCGGCAGGCCGUCCACACUGCACAGCUGGUUUCCAGGGUACGCUUGGACAAUUGCCCAAUGCCGAUGCUGCGGCUCUCACAUGGGUUGGAAGUUCACCGCCACCAAGAAGGACUUGUCUCCACCUCGUUUCUGGGGUCUGACUCGCUCGGCCUUGCUCCCCCGCAUCCCCCCCGACGAGGGCGAGGACGGGCGGGACGGCUCGCGACUCUUCUGCCUGUGACAUAUGACCUCCUGUCCCCCGUCGUGUAAUAACUGCCUGGUUGUGUUGCCUCCCAAGUAAUCACUACAUCACGCGCUGUCAGCCGUGGCAGUAAAUCCAUCAUAUUAGCGGAAAGGUCAUCCAACCUUUACAUGGCACUUGAGCAGCAUACGCAAUAGGAGAGAAGGGCAGGUUGUUCUUUAUAUGUGGAUGCACUGGUGAAGACAAAAAGAGACACGCUUCCCCAUUCGUGAUCCUUUGAGCAUGCCGCUCCGUCGUGCGCGCGUCAGUCCAGCUGUUCGUAGGCACACUGAUAGAAUGUCAAAAUGGGUGUCGUUCAUGGGCCCUGCGGCUGUUGUCCUCCGCAUGGUGGAAGGUUUUGGAGCUUGAGCAAACAGUCUCUCAGAAUUCCCAUUGAGAGAGCUUUUUUUUUUUCUUUUUUUGCUUUAUUGAUGCCUGUCUUUAUUGGCAAUGUCUCAUUGACUCUGCGCAAGCUGACUCUAUUGACAUUUUCGAAUCUUAGAAGUCAAGCUGUUGUAUUUUUGUAUGCCAGUAAGUUGGAAACGACUUCAUGCCAGGACCUCUAAAUCGAGUGCGCUUUGUGCUCCAGUGGCAGCCAUGACCGUUUUUGAAGGUCACGGGCUACAUUUCGACAAAGUAUGAAAAGAGAAUUCAGCCGUCAUUUAAAAUCCUUCCGGCUGUUGAAUCAUUUGCUGAACGUUAAGCGAGAAAUGUACAGCGCGGUCAUGAUUGUUAAAAUGAUGUCCUGACUAAGUCCAUGAUGUGACGGUGUUCCCUUGAGGUUGCACAGCUGCUCUUUUAAGCAUCAUCAAAAUGUUCCGCGAGAUGCUGGUUCAUGUUUCUUACAUGAUCUCAAUUAAAAUUGCAUCGAGUGCAACAUGCGCCAUCGCUUGGAAUGUGAAUACAUGUACUGUGUUGGCAUCCAAAGACCUUUGGAUUUUUGUUU
Hippocampus comes (tiger tail seahorse) is the source of this 2352-nucleotide messenger RNA. RefSeq names its product cereblon (gene crbn). Gene Ontology annotation, cellular component: Cul4A-RING E3 ubiquitin ligase complex. NCBI's taxonomy places the organism in Eukaryota, Metazoa, Chordata, Actinopteri, Syngnathiformes, Syngnathidae. The transcript has 11 exons. Bases 51 to 1406 code for a protein of 451 amino acids. Gene Ontology annotation, biological process: protein ubiquitination. The record is from RefSeq and is a predicted model, not a curated record.